Molecule: messenger RNA, 2422 nt
Organism: Anopheles moucheti
Lineage: Eukaryota; Metazoa; Arthropoda; Insecta; Diptera; Culicidae
Product: transcription factor grauzone-like
Exons: 3
Coding region: 1-1431 (476 amino acids)
Biological process (GO): DNA repair; regulation of transcription by RNA polymerase II
Cellular component (GO): nucleus; chromosome
Molecular function (GO): chromatin insulator sequence binding; zinc ion binding
Source: RefSeq, a predicted model, not a curated record
AUGGAGGCCGCUACCAGACAAUGUAGGACGUGCCUGUCGGUCAGUGAGUCUGAAUAUUUGAGCAUUUUUGCGGAAGAGAACAGAUCGAAGAAAAUUGACACAGUUAUCGCUACACAUCUGUGGUUUGAGGUAAUUGCCACUGAUAAUUGCCAAUGGGUUUGCCAGAUCUGUUGGUCGAAACUGGAAGAGUUUCACAAUUUCUACGUUAGCAUCGAAGAGACACAUAAACAAGGAACAAACCAUGGAGAUAGUGAUAGUGUGGCUGCCAAACCAUCUUCUGCUUCACCAACGAUUUGCAACGGUCCUACGUACAAUACUGAGUUCCUGGAGAUAAAAGGAGAACCGUGCGAUAUCGAGGAGUUUGAUGAUGACGGAUACAGUUUAGCGGGAAGCAGUCCCGGAGAUAAAGUAUUAUCCAGUGCCGAUAUAAAGAGUGAAGAAUCGGAGGAGAGCGAAAGUGAGUCGUCUCAAAUACUGGACGAAGGAACGCGAAAAAGAGAAAAGUCUACACGACGAACUCGGCAGUAUAAAGUUUCGAAGCAGUCUUCGGGUGAGCGUCUUGCAAAGCGAAAGGCUGGUGGACGCUUCCCGACGGAUCCGGAAGAGGACAAGAACAUACUGCAGUUCUACAGACGUAUUGUGUGCGAGGUAUGUGACAACAAGCGGAUGAUGGUAGGCGAACCACUCAUAGAGUACGCGACCUGGGGUGAACUGUUGCGGCACACGAAAGAGCUGCACGGCCAUUAUAAGAUCUUCGUGCAGUGCCCCGUGUGCGAGAUGAAGAUGCGCACGAAGGUGACGUUAGUACAGCACAUGGACAUGCACCAGAAUCCGGAGAAGUAUCGAUGCGAGGUGUGCGGCGAGGUGUUUCAGAACAUGAAGGAGCACAUGCAGAACAAACACGAAGAACGCCAGUUUAGUUGCGAUCUGUGUGGAAGCAAGUUUCCAUUCAAAAAACGACUCGUGGUGCAUAUGAAAAAGAUGCACGCGGAAAAGAACAUCACGUGUGAUCAAUGUCAGAAAUCCUUCACGAGAUAUACCAUCGAAGAUCAUCGCCGAUCGGUGCAUAUGGCCCGGUUUGUGUGUGAGCACUGUCCGAAGACGUUCAAGAUUCGGUUCCGUUUGCAUAAACACAUGCAGGAACACGACAAAAGCUUACGCAUCGCCACGUCCGUGCCUUGUCCAAUCUGUGGCCAGGUGAUGGGCGAUAAAUACAUUCUCCGGCAGCAUAUCAAACACAUGCAUAACGAACAGCAAGCUGUCGACUGUGAGACAUGUGGAAAGAAGUUCAAGAACUAUCGCAACCUGAAGAUACACUUGACAAACGUGUGUAUGAAACCGAUCCAGCUGCAUCCGUGUGCGAUCUGUGGCAAGCAGUUCCGGCACAAGAAUAAGUUGAAAGAUCACAUGGCGUCCUGUACGCCAAAUUGAAGCGGCACGUUGUUACCUUCGAAUCAUACGACAACUGCAAUGGCUCAGAUGAUGUUGUUCGGGGUAUUUUAAAUUUGUGAUUUUUGUGGUUGCUGAAAGGCGCCGAUUCAAGUAAUUCUAAAUUUUUAUUUAUUGAUAUUCUAAUUUAAAUCAUAACCUUUUUAUGCUUAUUGAUAUGGAGCUAUAGUAGACGUGGUGAAGGUUGCUAAGGUCACAAAGAGCGUAAAUGUUUCUUCUUUCAAUCAUUCAUCUAUUCAAUCCCAGUGUAGUUUUACAGUAGUGUAGUAUUUAGUCCCAGUGUAGAUCCCAGUGAAGCAAAAUAAGAGGACAAUAUUCAAAGCGAAUAUUCAGACUGACUUCCAUUCCAUAUCCUGAAGAAUUAUCAGCCAUACUCAUCUGAAUUAACUGCAUGUAAGAAAUUUGUUUCCCUUCAUGAUUGAAACAUUAAGCAAAUUUAAAAGAUUUCCAUACUUUUUCUUUUCCUUUUAUCAAAAUAAUCAACAGUAGACUGAUUGUGGCUACGCCGUUGAAUAGCUUUUACAAAAGCAAAUGAUGAUAAGCAGCUUUAGAACAUUGUACAAAAAAUUUUCAGGUUACCCAUAGAAAACUCAUCAUGCCGUGACUACUGGAAGAAGAUUUUCGGUAUCAUUCCCUCCACUCGCGAGAGGUAUCAAAUAAGGCAACGUGGUUCAACAGUUUUCCCCAUACUAAUAUUAUACCAAUUUUCUGUUUCAGCUGAAUAAUAGGUACAAUCAAUGAUGUACAUAGUAGGCGAACACAUAGAAGUAGUUCAUAAGAGCUAUCUGUGAGCUAGGCUAGGGGCUUUGGAUUAAAGGGAGCGCUAUAGAGUUAGUGUCAGCUCUGAGUGUACAUUCUUCCUCAAAAACGCCGUUAAGAUAGUUCAUGCGCCUAACAGUUCACGACGUUAUGUGGUAAAACAAGUCUAGUAAGCUAGAACAACCAGGCAUGAUCUAAUAGGUUGUUACACGAA